CCUUCCAUUUUUAUGGCGAGAUAAUAUUCCAUUGUGAGUGUGCAUAUGUAGAUAGACCACAUGUUCUUUAGCCUUUCAUCCAUUAAGGGGCACUUUGAUUGUUUUCAUGAUUUAGUUAUGGUGAAUAAUUCUGCAAUGAAUGUGGGGGUGCAGAUACUUUUUCAAGGUAGUGAUUUCAUUUGCUCUGGAUCAUAUAUAUGUAUCGGCAGAUCAGGUUCUUAAAAGAUUGUCCUGAGGCUCCAGUGGUCAACCUUUAAGUACCCAGCCUGUAAUAAAUAGCAAAUGUAGCCAUAGUGGUUAUUUUCAUUUUAGCAAGGAGGAACCAGGGUCACCCGGGGAAUAGGUGAGAGAACCAAGUGUAGGACCCAGAUUUUUCUCACCUAGGAAGCUUAAUCCUGCCUCCCCACUACCUCUGCCUCAUGAGAGGGGAUGGGAUUCCUCCUGCCUCAACGCUGGGAAUUGGAAGGGCCCCUCUCAGGUUGCAGAAUACAUUAGCUGUGAAAGUCCCUGCAGGACUCAGGUCAGCAUAGACUUGUUUGCUUCCGGUCAGGGCUUGGCACAGCCCUGAGUGCUUGUUGUGGUUGAGACAGAAGCUGUGCAGUCAGAUGCACCUGGAUUCCAGUGCAUACGGCUCCCUGCUCUCGCACUUACUAGCUGUAGUAAACAGGAUUAACAAGUUAGCACCAGCCUCAGAGGCUUGUUAGGAGCAUCAAGAGAGAUAAUUUGUGGAACAGGCCUAGCACCAUGCUUGGCACACAGUAAGGGCUUAAUGACAGCUGACAGUACUUUGACAUGUUGAAGUGACAGACAGGCUGACCUAGAAGGGAAGAAAGUACAAGUGUAAUACUUGCAGGUACAGCAGAAAAGGGCACUGGAAGAGGCUGCAGAGUUCUCACUGCACUGGAACUUACUGGGUCUACCAUCUGCCACAUACUCGUCCCUGCAGACAUCCUGAAGAAGUGGCCUGUGCUUGCGUGGAGUUUACAUGGCACUUUGGGAAGCAGUUGGGAAAUACCUAUUAUAAAAUUAAUUGUUCCAUAAGUAUCAUGAAUAACUGCAAGGAUCUUUUGUGCAACAAAUAUCUAGGUAAAAGGAGUCUGAGUGGGUAGCUGGACAAGAUAAGGUGAUGAGAAUUAUGCAGCUUUCCUGCCAUCUUCACAUAUAUUCAAAACCGUGUGUGCAGAUACCCCUAUUGGUUUUUGUUUGUUUUGUUUUGGGCCGCACCUGUGGUACUUGGAAGUUCCCGGGCCAGGGAUCGAACCCAUACCGCAGUUGCAACCUGCACCUGCAGGUUGUGGCGGUGCUUGAUCCUUAACCCGCUGCACCACACAGGAAUUUCCCCUCUUUGUCAUUACUCCCGAACCAAACUUGGGUCCGCUGGCCUGCGGGCAGUCAAGCCAAUCUGCUGACACCACAUUGUGGUGCAGGAAAAUGCAGCGUUUGUUGCAAAGUGCCACACAAGUAGUCUGGGACAGCUAGUGUUGAAGAAGCCUGAACUCCCUGAUGGGUUUCAGGAAAGCAUUUUUAAGGGCCAGGUGAUGGGGGCAGGGGGCACUGGUUUGAGGGUGAGGUGUUGAGGUAACGGGGCCGUGGUGCAGAGUUUCGCUUCAUGAGUCCUGAGGCUGCAGCAGGCCUGCGGGCUCUGUAGGUCGUUCACAUCUUCCAUCUGGUGGUGGAGGUAGGGGGUUCCUGGAAAACAACUCAGGAAAUGUGCAUCAGAUACUAUGGUGUAGGUGUUUCAAAGAGGAGCUAAAGCAGAAGAUGUGGGAGAGGAGGCGGCUCCCGGGGGAUUGGGGGGAGACACCCCCCCCCGAGGGUCCUGCUGAGUUCCAUUGUGAGUCCGUUUUCCACUUAACGCUGUGCCCUUAAUUUUCUUCCCAAGUGUGUUUGGCCUUUUAGGUUUCCUGCCUCACAUCCGUGUUACCUGUAUCGGGGGGACUCUCCUUUCCAUCCUUGACUGCUUUGUAUUCAACACCCAUCGUUUCCAGGUCACCUUUGGAAUUUGAACAGCACCCUUUCGAAACCGUCCAGCCUCGGUUUGCCUCCUCGGUCUCAAUCCAGUAAGAACACAGUUACCUUUGGCCUCCAGGCAGCACUUGGGCAGCAGCGUAAAUCGUGCCAUCCUAGGGUUAAACGUCCAAAAGAUGCUAUCAGCCUUAAAGUAAAUACAGUCCGGUUAUCUGAGUGCCAUACAUGGACUCCCCCAGGUCUCCAAAGGAGACAGUCCUCAUCACGGGAGGAGGUGGCUAUUUUGGUUUCCGCCUGGGCUGCGCUCUGAACCAGAAGGGGCUCCGUGUGAUUCUCUUUGACGUCAGCAGCCCUGCUCACACCAUUCCAGAAGGAGUCAAGUUCAUACGGGGAGACAUUCGCCUCCUCUCUGACGUAGAGCACGCCUUCGAGGAUGCGGAUGUCACCUGUGUGUUCCACAUCGCCUCCUACGGUAUGUCAGGGCGCGAGCAACUGAACCGAAGCCGGAUUGAGGACGUCAACGUCGGGGGCACGGACAACGUCCUCCAGGCCUGCAGGAGCCGGGGGGUGCCAAGGUUAGUUUACACCAGCACCUUCAAUGUCAUCUUCGGAGGUCAGGUUAUCAGAAAUGGCGAUGAGUCUCUGCCAUACCUACCUCUCCACCUCCAUCCGGACCACUACUCUCGAACCAAAUCGGUCGCAGAGAAGAAGGUGCUGGAGGCCAAUGGCACAGCCCUGGCUCGACGUGCUGGGGUCUUGAGGACCUGUGCUCUGAGGCCGGCCGGCAUCUAUGGGCCCGGAGAACAAAGGCACCUCCCCAGGAUAGUGAGCUACCUGGAGAAGGGCCUCUUCAGGUUUGUGUAUGGAGACCCCAAGAGUCUGGUCGAAUUUGUCCACGUGGAUAACUUGGUGCAGGCUCACAUCCUGGCCUCAGAGGCCCUGAAGGCCGACAAGGGCCACGUCGCCUCCGGGCAGCCCUACUUCAUCUCUGACGGCAGACCCGUGAACAACUUUGAGUUCUUCCGGCCUUUGGUUGAGGGCCUGGGUUACAAGUUCCCCUCCAUCCGCCUGCCCCUGCCCCUCAUCUACUUCUUCGCUUUCCUCACAGAGAUGGCCUACUUCCUCUUGGGUCGACUCUACAACUUCCAGCCCUUCCUCACCCGCACCGAAGUUUACAAAACCGCCGUCACACAUUACUUUAGCCUGGAGAAAGCCAAGAAAGAGCUGGGCUAUGAGGCUCAACCAUUUGACCUCCAGGAAGUAGUAGAGUGGUUUAAAGCCCAUGGUCACGGCCGCAGUCCUGGCAGUCAGGACGCAGAGUUCAGUCUUGUUUGGUACGGGCUGCUGGUCUCACUCUUGGUUAUAGCAGUUCUCACCUGGCUGCCGCCUUCUGUGAUUCUGUCCCUGUGAAGCAGGAGCUAGAAAUAAGGAGCUGAUGACCCUUGCUGAGAUGGAGAUCCUUGGUGGCCUAGCAGUUAGGGAUUCAGCAUUGUCACUGCUGUGAUGUGGGUUCCAUCCCUGGCCUGGGAACUUCCACAUGCCGUAGGCAAGAUUGAUCGAUAGGUAGAUGGAUAAUAGAUACCUCGUGCCAAAUUUGGGGUCUUCACAUUGCUACUUAAGAAUAGAUUCUUGAGUUCCUGUUGUGGCUCAGUGGGUUAAGACCCGACUAGUGUCCAUGAGGAUGUGGGUUCCAUCCCUGGCC
This is a messenger RNA of Phacochoerus africanus (Common warthog), 3670 nucleotides long. RefSeq names its product short chain dehydrogenase/reductase family 42E, member 1 (gene SDR42E1). Lineage: Eukaryota; Metazoa; Chordata; Mammalia; Artiodactyla; Suidae. The transcript has 3 exons. Bases 2194 to 3378 code for a protein of 394 amino acids. The record is from RefSeq and is a predicted model, not a curated record. Gene Ontology annotation, biological process: steroid biosynthetic process. Gene Ontology annotation, molecular function: 3-beta-hydroxy-Delta5-steroid dehydrogenase (NAD+) activity.